ACACCUGAUAUGAUGUGAAGUCACUAAUAAGUAUAGAUCUAAGGGGCAUGUCUCCUCGUUUCACAUUUUCAUGUUGUGUGUGAAACAAAUAUUUCAUGUUAAAUGAAUAGCAACAGAAAAUGAAAACCUAUUUUUUAAAACAAAAGUUCAAGCAGAAUUAUGAUAUAAAGCAGAAUGUUGAUACAAAAGAUAAAAUUUCGAGGGAACUGGACAUAAUUCACUUAUAUACAUUCAUAUCGAUAACAUUGACCGUUCUUCUCGUGUUUCUUGUAUCAUUUGUUGGAUUUUGCUUCCACAAGGAUGUUCGAUAUAAUCUGCCGCUACUCUCACAGAAGAGGUUGAAAGAGUUUUCAGUACUUUGUGAGGAACUUUCCCUCAGCCCUGACGACGACUUACUAAUAUUUGGAGCUAGCAAUGAUCGUCUAAGUGUUUCUUUAAAUGGCGAUGGGAAAUAUGUUUGCGAGAGUAAAAAUCUUACAGGUCUUGUCAACAAGGUUGCCGAAAGAGAAACAAGACUUUGGCUUGCAAAAGGUCUAGUACCACAGCCGUAUCUGUCUUGUGGAAAUGAAAGUUUAGCUCCUCAAUCUGGUUACCUGACUGUCGCACUAACUCAGUUAUCCAGGCAGAAGUUCUUUUCAGGAGAUGGGAUAGACACUAUACUCUUCUGGGAAAAUGAAUCUGAAGCAAACGCUAAUACAGUUGUAGAACACUCAAAUGGCGAAAUAAUUGUUCCAGAGGGUCGGACGUAUUUCGCGUAUGCAUCUGUGCACUUCAAUAUAAGCCGAAGUGUGGCAAAUGAAACAAAACAUAUGAACAGACUGCGCACGUUUUCACUGAGAAUUUGCAGAAAGAUUUAUGGACAUGAGCAAACUCUGUUGGGAGAGACAAUGCAGUUUGAUGUUAGCGGUGGUGAUGUUGUCUCAAGUUUUAGGAUUGCAAGUCAUUUAAAAUUGAACAGAAAUGACAUAAUAUAUGUCAAGGUGUACAAUGCCAAUUAUGUUAUUUCAAGCUCUAAAGGAAAUACGUUCGGCUUUUUCCCACUCUAGAUUGUUUCAACCACUAUAGAUCUUUCCCAUUUUACUGCCAAUGAUCUUCCCUUGCAAAUCUGGUAGGAAAUUUAGGGGCCAAAGUAUAACAGAAAAUAUAGGCAAUGAAAUGACAGAUUACACUUAAAGUAUAUAGUUGUAAUGUGUAUCACAUGAAUUACUUUUAUCUCUUAUCUGCCACCAGAAUUCUUAUCUGAAUAGUUGCAGAUUUUGUUUAACCCCCAAAAUGGUGUGCCACGGGAGACAAGAUUUGCUGUAUAUGUAGAAAACAUUUAAAGAAUGAGACAGUAAACUUUGAUUCUUUCAACAGAAAACGUUUGUUGCCUUAGAGCCAAACUGUUGCAGACACAUUGAUUGCCUCAUUUGUAUACAAUAACAAUAUCAAUAACCAAUCACCAUUUGUUUCUAAAUGAUGCAUAAUCUAAACAUCGCCCUAGUUACAUAAUAAUUAAUUUUUCAUUGUUAAUGAUAUAUUAAAUGUUAUUAUCAUGGGUAUAUGAAAUUAUGAAACAACGAGAAUACAUUAUUGUCGUGUAUUAAGAAUGAUACGGUGGAUAAUCCGUUUUUUUACUUAAAUUCAGAAGUUCAAUUGUCACAUAAUAGAACACUUGAUAGACAAGAUCACAUGGCACUUUGACAUGAUAACAUAGCUUUUUAACAUAAUAAGACAUUAGUUUGACAAGUUUGACAUGAUAGCACGCCUUCUAUCUACUUUGACAAGUUAACAUCACACUCUGACAUGAUAACAUAGCAUUUUUAUAUAAUAGCGCUCUCGGUUGACAAAAUCAAAACGGUACUUUGACAUGAUAACAUAGGUUUUUUAACAUAAUAAGACACUGUUUAGAUAAGUUAACAACACACUUUAACAUGAUGACAUGCCAAGUUAACAUAAUAUGAUAUUAUUUGGAUAAGUUAAAAUCACAUCUUAACAUAGCAUUUUAACAUAAUAAGACACUGUAUAUUCAUGCCUGCCAGGUUAAUACUACAUUCAUGAUUUAGCUUCGAUGUAGUACUCCCAGGCAGCAUACUUGUUACCUUAUUUUACCAGAUAAUUUAACAAUUUCAGUUAUACAGAAUUAUAUAUUAGAUGAUAAUAUAUAAUACUUAUUUUUUAAUCCAUCUAUUGUGAUAAUAUAAAUCUUUUUAUAUAAUUUUAUAUCUAUGAAUUGUGAUAACCUAAGUCUUUCGUUUUUUUUUCUGUGAUAUGUUUUCCCGUGUCAUACCAUAUUAUACUACACAAGGACCACACUGGAAAUAAGAGAUGAUUUCUAUCUCUUUUUUGUGUCAUCCUUUGUGUUAUAAUGUAUAUGACAUUUUAUUUAACAUGCAUACUUGUUCAUUGUUAUCUGUAUUUUGUUAUUUAUAUUGCCAUGCAUAGGUACGUUGUACACAGAAAUAAAUUUAUCUAUCUAACCGUAAAAAAAUUGCUCUCGUUAUUUAUCUUAGCUUAUUUUCAGCGGUUAUUUUGCCAUAUACACUGGAAGUUUGUCACAUUUUGUUCUGACGUGUUCAGGCGAUAGUCGUUUUGAAAUGAUGAAAUAAAUCCACCUUCAGCAAGUACUAUACCAAAUUCAGUGUCUGAUUAUAUUAUCCCUGCCAGAAAUACAUUUCAGAUAGUGGACUUAAAUGAAAAGCGGCUAAUUUCUUAUUUUACAUAUGCAUUCUCUACAUUGUUAGUCGAUUUGAAGAGCCAAGAACUCCUAUUGGCCAAGCAAUGCCGAGGUUACAUAAUACGUAAUUGUAUGGAAACUUACGAAACCAUUACGGAUCCAAUCCUGUUAUCUACUGCACUCCACUUGAGAAUUAAUAUAAACAGCACAUACUAGUUUUGAUUACGACUAUCAAUAAAAUAUUCUGUAAGUUGUAUAAAUACCACGCAAUAGUUUAAUAAAAAAUAUUCACAUCUCGUA
This is a messenger RNA of Mercenaria mercenaria, 2956 nucleotides long. RefSeq lists its product as uncharacterized. Bases 120 to 1046 code for a protein of 308 amino acids. Gene Ontology annotation, molecular function: tumor necrosis factor receptor binding. The record is from RefSeq and is a predicted model, not a curated record. The transcript is spliced from 4 exons. Lineage: Eukaryota; Metazoa; Mollusca; Bivalvia; Venerida; Veneridae. Gene Ontology annotation, cellular component: membrane. Gene Ontology annotation, biological process: immune response.